GUCAAACACCGCAGGGCCUCUGUGAAAACUGGUCCCAGGUGGAGGGGUUAAUAAGCCCAGCAUCUCAUGAAGAAUCUGUAUUUAUCCACCCCAUGUGGCUCCUUUCUCCUGCAGAAAAACCACAGGUUUUACAAGAGGUCCAGAUUCCAUCCGCUGGGACGCUGAUGCAAUGGCAGUUAUGAAAUAUUCUUCGCAGGAAAAUAAAGGCGCACUGACCACAGACCUUGAAUACAGCAUGUACUGAUCUCCAUGGAGCAUUACCGUGAAGCACAAGGAGCUCUUCAUGGCUCGGGCAUUGUGCCCUGGAUAGCACUGGCAGCAAAGAGAAAAAGCACAGCUAGUGAAGGACCCGAGUGGCACACAGGAGCAGGGAAGGGAGCUGCAGGCCUGAGAUCAGGGCAGGAGAGGAGGGAGGACAGAGCGGCACAGCCGACUCCCUGCAUGGGCCCAGAUGGUUAAGGGUCACAGGCUUUGCAGCUGGGUGGCCUCUGUCUGCACAGCCCGCUCUGCCGAGGGCCACUGUAGGCCUUGCAGGGAUGCAGGGUGUGGCCGAGCAGCAUCUAACUUCACUUUCCAGGAAAGGCAGAGGGACAGAGAGAGGCCUGCAUGCCUGAGCCCUGGCCUGCAGCAGUGGGCUUCAGAUGGGAGCAUCCUUGUUUUCCGGCACCUGUGGCGUCCACAGGUCAACAGCUUUCAAGGCAUUUCAAUAGCUUUCAAAGGAGCUGCGGGUAAAAUGUACAGGUGCGGUGGUGGCGAGGGACCACCCAAGAUGGAAAGACAGCAGCUAGGGCAGCCCCUGGACUCUGCUCACUGAUGGCACACCCAUGGGGGGACAGUGACCAGGCAGCUAGGAAUGACCUAGGGCUGAAAGAGCUCGGGACACUGAGCAAAGCCCAGCAGAUCCAAGCUGCUCCUCUCUCAUCAGGGCAGGCAUGGUAUUUGCCACAGGGUUCUGACCAGGUCCUUGAACACAGGGUCCAGGUCAUUGGGCAGCAGAGUGCAGGCCAGAGCCGGCUGGACACCCUCUGCAGGCGCCAUGCAGACUCGAUUCCCAGGGUGGCGGUGUUAGGCAGUGGAGCCAUCCGGAGUGAGUAGGCCAUGGGGGCCGAGGUGCCGUGGGACUCGUGGCCCGGUAAGGUGAGGCAGGAGCAGCCUGUUUGCCUGUGAAGGCGCAGACAGGAGGUGGACUGGACACCAGGUCAGCCAGCACCUGGACCGUGGACUUCUGGCCACCAGAACUGUGGGCUUCGAUCUCUGUCAUUUAAGACCCCACCCGUGGGACUCUGGUAAAGUGGCCCAAACAGACAAACUGUCCCCUGCCCACUGGUGGGGCAGCCGAGGCUCAGAGCAAUGGGAAGCCGCGCCGGGCCCCAGCAGGGAGCGGCCAGCAGCGUGGCCCCCUCGUGGUCUCCAUGGGCAGUCGGCACACAGGCAGUUCCUGAAGGCUGGCAUGUGCUCCAGGGGCUGGGGACUCAGGAGGUGAGGAGACAGAACUCAGCUGUCGUGGGGCCUUCUGUCACCCUGUAACAAGGGCAAAGCAAGUGCAUCCUUUCCGGUGUGGUGAACACUGCGAAGAACAGCGGAGACGGAGCUGGAGCACAGCAGAGCGUGGCUGUAGGCAGGUGGCGAAGCCCAACCGACCUCCAUUGCUGCUUGACAAAGUUCCACCUGGGGGAAAGAAAGGGUGGAACACAUCGUACCCUCAUGUUUUAUUUUUUCUUGCCAUAAUGUUUAUAAUUGUUCCUCUGGUCACAGGAGUCAUUGUGUUUGUGACUAACAACAAACUGUCCAUGAGGCAAAUUGGCAAUGAUGUAUUGAAAUCUGAUCUGGCUCACAAGUCCCAAAUUCCAGUUUCUCUUAGUUCUAUUGCCACAUCCACUCCUAAAGAAACCUCUCCUGAAACCCCCGCUGUUUUCCCACUACUAUGACUCCCCCUCUCAUUGCUGACAUUCUUUUCACUAAAGGGGUCUUACGAAGAGAUUGGAAGGACAGACUUUGGAUGUAAGAAAUAGUGGAAAAUGGGAAAUAGAAAGAACGUUAAGACAGGUAAAUGCAUUAAGGAGACAAGUUACUCACUAUUUCUCACAGUGCUGUAAAUAUCUCCUGCUCAUGGACUAUGAACCCAAAUGACAGUUAGUUAAGAUGAAUAGAGGUAUAGAGAGGUAGAGAGCUAACAGCAAACUAUAUUAACUGUUGUGCAGUUUCUCAAGGGCCAGCUGGCGACCACAAGUUUGACAUUUAAUUAAUUAAAUCUUGCUUGUACCCCCGCUGCUAUGGAGAUUCUAAUUAAGUUACCCUCUGGAGACUUUGAUUAAGUUACCUUCUGUUCUACCUAGGUAUGGGAAAAUAAGGGGACAAUUGUGAUUUUUAAGAAAUGUAUUCAUGAUGUUCGAUGAAAUGAAUCAGCUUAGAGAAACAUACUGUUUAGUAAAAAUAACCUUUACCUCACUAGAUGUUGCUAAGGCAACCUACAAUGUAAACUUGUCCCGCCCAAUGCUCCCUAGCUAGUGCUUAGAGAUAUAAAAAUAAAUCAGACCCUGAGACUUUUCAGAGGGAGCCUGCACAUUGCUUGCGACGGUUCUUUUCUCACUCGCCGGCCCGAGACCUCUCCCCUUCCUACCCUGCAUCGACUGCAGCUGGUCUGCGGCAGGCAGGGUGUGAGGGGUUCCUGGCGGAAAACAAACGUCUACUGGGAGCUGCUGGGUUUGGGCCAGUUUGUUAGGCAGCACAGGCGACAGACAGGUGCCUGCAGAGGUGCGGCCAGAUGGGUCACCUGGGGGUGGGGCCAGGAAGAAGGAGGCAGAGUUGGGGCCUAGGGCAGCCCAGAUCGCCUCCAGGAGCCAGGUGCUGCCAGCCUCUUUCCCUACACGAAAUCUCCAAGUACAGCUCUCAUGCCGUGCUUCCAAGACUGUGGGAGCAACCGACGAGGCCCAGCCCACAGCCCCACCUGACAAGACUGCCCCUCGACCUGGAUCACUCCUCACUCUGGCCACACCUGCCCAGGGCAGGGGGAGGGGCCGCUUGAGUCAAACCCGGAAUGAGCAGGGCAACUCCAGAACCCUCUCCCAUCAGCUGGCAUUGGGUAUGACACGGGACAUCGCAGGUCUACCUGGUCCCCACCAGAACGAGAGGGAGCUGGCUGAAGCCUGCAGCUGCGCACCCUCUGCAGAAUGGAAGUGAGUACUUCCACGCCAUGUCUCGGCUCCUGGGGCAGCUGCCACCCGCGGCCUGCAGUUCAGGUCCCGGUCCCCCUGCCACAGCCCCAAGCAGGAAGGCCAGGGGCCCUGUGCAAGCUCAGGCAGCCCGAUGCUGCCGGAGGCCUACUGCCUGCCACUGCUGGUGGGACGGAGCUCAGAGUCUGCACCUCUCAGCCCAGGCCUCUUAGUCCUGACCGUUCUCGGACUGCCUGGUGUGGAAGACUUGGACGGGACUGCUCGGAGGCUCUGUCCUCCCAAUCUUUACAGAAAGCCAACAACCCCCCCACACACACACACACACAAUCAACCUGAGCACAACAACCUCCCCAUUCCCCAGCUUCCGGCCAUCCAUUCACGAUUUGGACCCCCCCAAAACAACCCAAGGGGUUUAUUUGAGUUUAGCGAGGCCUGCGAAUCGGGACACACGUGCUACGACAGCUCGGCGCGCUGGAGGGAUGGAGGGCGCAAAGACCAGCAGUCCAGGAGAGCUGUCACCCACGUCCCCGGGAACGGGGGGCCACGCAGCUGGCGACGGCCCUUCCGCCCGGGGCCAAGGCGGAUUUCGGAUUCCCGCAGGGUCGUCCCCGGGCCUUCGCGAGCUCCUGGCAGGCCCUGGACAGACCUCAGGAGCUCAAGGCGCUGUGACUCAGAGCCGGCAGGGGAAACGCCGCCAAGCCCGCAGGCGCCCAGGGCCAGGACCGCGCCGCGCCGCGCCGCGCCGAGACGCCCGCCGAAAGCGCCGAGUCGCGUCGGAAAGUUGCGUCAUCACAGGCUCCCGUCGGGUGCGCAGCACCGGCUUGCGGCCCGAGGGGAGGGGCCAGGCGGAGGGGCGGGCACACGCUCUCGGCGGAAGCCCAGGCGGCCCCACUGCGCCCGCGCAAUCCUGCCCACUCGGCAAACCUCCAAUGGGCUCUCGGGGCCCGCCCUUGACGACGCAGGCCCCUCCUCCUGGAGACCCGCCGCCGCGGAGCUACCACCGGCCAAGACUAGGGACCCCGGGGCUGAGGGACGAGGGCCCCGCCUGGGGUCCGCGCGCCGCCGGCCGUCAUGAAGCUGACGCGAAAGAUGGUCCUGUCCCGGGCCAAGGCCUCGGAGCUGCACAGCGUGCGGAAGCUCAACUGCUGGGGCAGCCGUCUCACGGACGUGAGUAUUACCUUCGUCAUCUCCACGUGGCCGUGCCCCGGAAGCUGUCUCCUCCUCGGCCCCAGAACCGCUGCCCUGGCCAUUGCUUCCAUCCACGCUGCCUGCAGAUCUCCAUAUGCCGGGAGAUGCCCAGCCUGGAGGUGAUCACACUCAGGUACCUGACUCCUGCUUAGUGCUUCCCUGGGACUGAGUGACAGAGACAGACUGGAAGCUCCCUCCCCGGCGCUUGCCCUACCAGCCACAGCUGUACCUGUGCCCUUGCAGCCACGGCUAGGGCUGUACUGAUAAGCUUGGCCCCGUCUGUCCCUGGAGCUCCAGUUCCAUCACGCCGGGAGCUCACGAGCUCUGCAUCGCAGACUUCUCACUGAUCAGUGUUGGCAGUCGGGGAGCAUUUUGAGGGACGAGCUCCCCAAACACACUCCUGCCCACCCUGUACCCAAGGAGGGGGCUGAUGUUGAGGGUCCCUGCCACCUGGCAGAUGCGGGGAUGUGUUCUCCAGGGUCAGCAUGGCACUGGUGUCCCUUCCAGCACAUGCCCCACCCUGGGGUGGCCCUGUAGGAGGGAGCGCUUUGGGGGGCUGGUGCAUGGGGUCCCUGGUGGGGACGCAGGGGUUGCUGGCCACCUUGAGCUGAGUGCCUGGGUGUCUAGGCCUAUCUGUCCAUCGUAGGGUGGGGGGACACCGUGUGUUUUUCU
Messenger RNA from Heterocephalus glaber (naked mole-rat), 5033 nucleotides. Lineage: Eukaryota; Metazoa; Chordata; Mammalia; Rodentia; Bathyergidae. The record is from RefSeq and is a predicted model, not a curated record.